AUGCAAAAACUCUUUCUAUCUGCAUUCCAUUCCGCCCCCUUCAACCUCACUCGCGAACCAGUCAUCCUCCCUGGAAUCUCAGAAGACGAACUCUGUAUCCUUCGCGAAAAGGCUGCUGCUAGCUGCAUCGGCGUCGUCGAGACAAUGGUCCCUCGAUCCCCAUCGUUCGCUUCCUUCACCACCGCCACGACUGGUGCCCCCCCGACGUCGACAGUCUUUUCAACCAGAGCCGUUUCGGCCGCUUAUUAG
Molecule: messenger RNA, 249 nt
Organism: Geosmithia morbida
Lineage: Eukaryota; Fungi; Ascomycota; Sordariomycetes; Hypocreales; Bionectriaceae
Exons: 3
Coding region: 1-249 (82 amino acids)
Source: RefSeq, a predicted model, not a curated record